Messenger RNA from Vigna umbellata (rice bean), 916 nucleotides. NCBI's taxonomy places the organism in Eukaryota, Viridiplantae, Streptophyta, Magnoliopsida, Fabales, Fabaceae. The record is from RefSeq and is a predicted model, not a curated record.
GAAAAGAUUGUGUCAAGUGAUUGCAGGGACUUAGGCAAAGAACAUAACUAUUCUAAAGAAAAAUCCAGAAGUAUAUCAUGUAACAUCAACAAUAACUGCUUGCUCAGAAACCAAAAAUCAAACACAAUCCCUGCAUCAAGGGUUUUUGCUUUCAAUUGUUUGUCUCAACUCAUCUUCGCGCAUAGCUCAGUGGUUUUAGGGAGCAAUCAACAUGGCGAAGUUGUCGUCAUCUUCUUCGAACUCUGAGAAUUCCAGAGAACUAGUGUGCGUGGGAACAUUGGAAAUCGCCACUCCCAAACCCGUUGGGUUUCUCUGCGGCUCAAUCCCCGUUCCAACCGACAAGUCCUUCCACCAUGCUUUCCAUUCUGCCCUUCUCCCUAUUCCCCAAACGGUGAAUGCUCCUCGUUACCGUUACCGGAUGCUGCCGACUGAGACUGAUCUGAAUACUCCCCCGCUUCUGGCCAAUUUUCCGGACAAGGUUCUUCCUGUUGGCGCUGUUCACUCCAAGACAAUAGGAGGAGGUGCUUACUCUUUACCCUUGGAGUAAAUUAAUUAUAUGUUAUAAGUGGAAUCUCAUGUACAGUGGUUCAAAAUAUGUUCUAUUCUACCUUUUCGCACUUGGUGGUUGUGUAUUUUUGUUUUCACGUUCUUCAAAGCUAUCAUAAAUUGCAAUUGACAUUGUAGGAAAACACAAAAUUUGGCGGUUGUCAUUCUUUAUUUGAGGGUGUCAUUCUUUAUUUGAGAGUCCCCUUCGUGAUCGGUUGUUCCAUUGUAUUUUAGCCUAGGAUGUGUUGAUGGUAGUCUCAUUGUAAUUUGACCUCUCUCUUUUAGAGUUUGUUAUCUAAUUUUUGUUUUUUCCAUUCUUAGUUCUGUGGACUUUCAUUGAAUUUAGAUACAUAUAUUUAGUUAUAACCAU